Sorex araneus (European shrew) is the source of this 11180-nucleotide messenger RNA. RefSeq names its product bone morphogenetic protein receptor type 2 (gene BMPR2). The transcript has 13 exons. Gene Ontology annotation, biological process: BMP signaling pathway; protein phosphorylation; cellular response to growth factor stimulus. Lineage: Eukaryota; Metazoa; Chordata; Mammalia; Eulipotyphla; Soricidae. Bases 414 to 3530 code for a protein of 1038 amino acids. Gene Ontology annotation, molecular function: ATP binding; transforming growth factor beta receptor activity. Gene Ontology annotation, cellular component: signaling receptor complex; plasma membrane. The record is from RefSeq and is a predicted model, not a curated record.
UUCUGAUCGUCGCCCGCCCCUCAGAUCCCCGCUCUCCAGUCCUCGGCAUCCCGGCUAUGUUUUCUCCCAGACCUGGCUAUUUUUUUGAUAUCGUGAAACUACGAGGGAAAUAACUGUGGGGCUUUCCGCAGGUCUUCCGGCCGCUUCCCACGGACAUGCCUUCAACUGGGGGGGCCGAGGCACCCCGUCCUAGGCGAAGGAACCUGCCUGGCCGCGAGGGCGAGAAGUGAAGGGAAUUUGGGUAGCGGCAUGAAAGCUCUGCAGCCAGGUCUCCGCAUCUGCCAUUUGUCCUUUCAAACUGCACUGUAAUCGGGCCCGAGCGGACGAGCCCGCCGGCCUCCCUUCUCCGCCCGGUGUUUACUUUCCGGCGUUCGGUUCUCGGCUUCGCUGCUGCUGCUCGGCUCGGCGCGGGGAUGACUCCGUCGCGCCCGCGGCCCCGGGGGGUGCCCCCGCUCGUGUGCGCCGUCCUGCUGCUCGGCGUUGCGGCCGCUUCUCAGAAUCAAGAACGACUGUGUGCAUUUAAAGACCCAUAUCAGCAAGACCUUGGCAUUGGUGAGAGUCGAAUCUCCCAUGAAAAUGGAACAGUAUUAUGCUCAAAAGGUAGCACGUGCUAUGGCCUUUGGGAGAAAUCAAAAGGGGACAUAAAUCUUGUAAAACAAGGAUGUUGGUCUCACAUUGGAGAUCCCCAGGAGUGUCACUAUGAAGAAUGUGUAGUGACUACCACUCCUCCCUCAAUUCAGAAUGGGACAUACCGUUUCUGUUGCUGUAGCACAGACUUGUGUAAUGUCAACUUUACUGAGAAUUUUCCACCUCCAGAUACAACACCACUCAGUCCACCUCAUUCAUUUAGUCGAGAUGAGACAAUAAUUAUUGCUUUAGCAUCCGUCUCUGUAUUAGCUGUUUUGCUAGUUGCCUUAUGCUUUGGAUACCGAAUGCUGACAGGAGACCGGAAACAGGGUCUUCACAGUAUGAACAUGAUGGAGGCAGCAACAUCAGAACCCUCUCUUGACUUAGAUAAUCUGAAACUAUUGGAAUUGAUUGGCCGAGGUCGAUAUGGAGCAGUAUAUAAAGGUUCUUUGGAUGAGCGUCCAGUCGCUGUAAAAGUAUUUUCCUUUGCAAACCGUCAGAAUUUUAUCAACGAGAAGAACAUUUACAGAGUGCCUUUGAUGGAACAUGACAACAUUGCCCGCUUUAUAGUUGGAGACGAGAGAGUCACUGCAGAUGGACGCAUGGAAUAUCUGCUUGUGAUGGAAUAUUAUCCAAAUGGAUCUCUGUGCAAGUAUUUGAGUCUCCAGACAAGUGAUUGGGUAAGCUCUUGCCGUCUGGCUCAUUCUGUGACUAGAGGACUUGCUUACCUUCAUACAGAAUUACCACGAGGAGACCAUUAUAAACCUGCCAUUUCCCAUCGAGAUUUAAACAGCAGAAAUGUUCUUGUGAAAAAUGAUGGGACCUGUGUGAUUAGUGACUUUGGGUUGUCCAUGAGACUGACUGGAAAUAGAUUGGUGCGCCCAGGGGAAGAAGACAAUGCAGCCAUAAGUGAGGUUGGCACAAUCAGAUAUAUGGCACCAGAAGUUCUAGAGGGAGCUGUGAACCUAAGGGACUGUGAAUCAGCUUUGAAACAAGUAGACAUGUAUGCACUUGGGCUUAUCUACUGGGAGAUAUUUAUGAGAUGUACAGAUCUCUUUCCAGGUGAAUCUGUACCAGAAUACCAGAUGGCAUUUCAGACAGAAGUUGGAAACCAUCCCACUUUUGAAGAUAUGCAGGUUCUGGUGUCUAGGGAAAAACAGAGACCCAAAUUCCCAGAAGCAUGGAAAGAAAAUAGCCUGGCAGUGAGGUCACUCAAGGAGACAAUCGAAGACUGUUGGGAUCAGGAUGCAGAGGCUCGGCUUACUGCACAGUGUGCUGAAGAAAGGAUGGCUGAACUGAUGAUGAUAUGGGAAAGAAACAAGUCUGUGAGCCCAACAGUCAAUCCAAUGUCCACUGCUAUGCAGAAUGAACGCAAUCUGUCACACAAUAGGCGUGUGCCAAAGAUUGGACCUUAUCCAGAUUAUUCUUCUUCCUCAUACAUUGAAGACUCUAUCCAUCACACUGACAGCAUUGUGAAGAAUAUUUCCUCUGAGCAUUCUAUGUCCAGCACACCUUUGACUUUAGGGGAAAAGAACCGAAAUUCCAUUAAUUAUGAACGGCAGCAAGCACAAGCUCGAAUUCCUAGCCCUGAAACAAGUGUCACCAGCCUGUCCACUAACACAACAACCACAAACACCACUGGUCUCACUCCAAGCACUGGCAUGACCACUAUAUCUGAGAUGCCAUAUCCAGAUGAAACAAAUCUCCAUGCUACAAAUAUUUCACAGCCAAUGGGGCCAACCCCUGUCUGCUUACAAUUGACAGAAGAAGAUUUGGAGACUAACAAGCUGGACCCAAAAGAAGUUGAUAAGAACCUCAAGGAAAGCUCUGAUGAGAAUCUUAUGGAGCAUUCUCUUAAGCAGUUCAGUGGGCCAGACCCCCUAAGCAGUACCAGUUCUAGCUUACUUUAUCCACUCAUAAAGCUUGCUGUAGAAGCAACUGGACAGCAGGAUUUCACACAUGCUGCAAAUUGUCAAGCAUGUUUAAUUCCUGAUGUACCACCUGCUCAGAUCUAUCCUCUUCCCAAACAGCAAAACCUUCCUAAGAGACCUACUAGUUUGCCUUUGAACACCAAAAAUUCAACGAAAGAGCCCAGGUUGAAAUUUGGCAGCAAGCACAAAUCAAACUUGAAACAAGUAGAAACUGGAGUUGCCAAGAUGAAUACAAUCAAUGCUGCUGAACCUCAUGUGGUGACAGUCACCAUGAAUGGUGUGGCAGGUAGAAACCACAAUGUUAACUCCAUUGCUGCCACUACCCAGUAUGCCAAUGGGGCAGUACCAACUGGCCAGACAGCCAACACAGUGGCACAUAGGUCUCAAGAAAUGCUGCAGAAUCAAUUCAUUGGUGAGGAUACCCGACUCAAUAUUAAUUCCAGCCCUGAUGAACAUGAACCUUUACUGAGACGAGAACAGCAGGCUGGCCAUGAUGAAGCUGUUCUGGAUCGUCUUGUGGACAGGAGGGAACGGCCACUGGAAGGUGGCCGAACUAAUUCCAAUAACAACAACAGUAAUCCAUGCUCAGAGCAAGAUGUUCUAACACAGGGUAUUCCAAGCACAGUACCAGAUCCUGUACCAUCAAAACCCAGAAGAGCACAGAGGCCUAAUUCUCUGGAUCUUUCAGCCACAAAUAUCCUAGAUGGCAGCAGUAUGCAGUUUGGUGAGUCCAUACAAGAUGGCAAGUCAGGAUCUGGUGAAAAGAUAAAAAAACGUGUGAAAACUCCUUAUUCUCUUAAGCGAUGGCGUCCUUCCACCUGGGUCAUCUCCACUGAGCCACUGGACUGCGAGGUCAACAACAAUGGCAGUGACAGGGCAGUUCAUUCUAAAUCCAGCACCGCUGUUUACCUUGCAGAAGGAGGCACUGCCACAACUAUGGUGUCUAAAGAUAUAGGAAUGAACUGUCUGUGAAAUGUUUCCACGCCUUUGAAGUGAAAUUAUUUUUUGCAUCAUUUAAAUGUGCAGAAGACAUUUUUAAAACUGCUUCUCCUCCUGUCAGUACCCUUCCAAUCCCUGCAACAAGGACUUGCUUUAAAUAGAUUUCAGCUAUGCAGAAAAAUUUAGCUUAUGCUUCCAUAUUUUUUAAGUUUUUUAUGUUUUUGCACUUUUGUUUAGUCUUGCUAAAGUUGUAUUUGUCUGUUAUGACCACAGAAUUAUAUGUGUGUGUAUCAAAAGUGGUCUCAAAAUAUUUUUUUAAGAUAAAAAGCAAAAAACAUUGUAUGCUGAUAAUCAGUUUGGACCAGUUUCUAAAGGUCAUUAAAACAGAAGCAAAUUAAGACAGGUUUGACUGCAAUGGUGUCUGGUAUCCAUGUUUUAUUUCUGGGCACAAGCUAGUUUAUACGUUCCUGAACAUACUCUCUGUUGGACAUUCUUUCUUCUUGUGUUUUGUUUGAAUGUGCAAUAGUCUAUAGGCCAGAAAUAAACUUUCUUGUAAGCUCUCUUUCUAAUAGAGUACACAUUCUUCCAUAAUAUAAAUAUUUUUCUCCCCUCUCUGCCAUAUGUUUUGGGAGAUCUGUUUAGUGACAGUGAAUUUUGCACAGGAGAAAGCAGCUACCUGAUUUCUUAUUUUCUCCUUAUGGGGUAUGCAGAAACACUGUCUCAAAGGGCUCUAAAAGAAGGAACAAAACCUAAUUUGAAAUACCAUUUAUUUUUACCUUCCAAAUACUAAACAUUUCCUUCCAGGCAUUUUUUUUUUAAUGCCAGUGGUCAUAUCCAGGGCCUCAUACAUGCAAGGCAUGCGCUCUACCACUGAGAUACAUCCCAGUCCCUCCUUCUAACAUUUUAAGAAUUACAUUUAGUUCUGGUUUUAGAGUUCAUAAGAGAGCAUAGAACAAAUCAGAGAAAAUUGAAUAAUAGCCUUUUUAAAUUUUUAUUUUAUUUUUGUAUGUGUGAUCAUGUUCAUACUCAUUUAUUUAAGAAGCACAUUUUUUAUCAAAAAACUUAUAGUAGUAUACUUAUAUGGAAUUUUUAAGUGUUAUAGCCUUCAUUUUCUGAGUGGGCCAUCUUUGGUUUUUUGUUUGUUUCGUUUUGGGGCCACACCUGGCAGGGCUCAGAGGUUACUCCUAGCUCUGUGCUCAGGAAUCACUCCUGGCAGGGAUUGGGAGACCUUAUGGGAUGCCGGGGAUUAAACCCAUGUCACCCAUGUGCAAGGCAAAUGCCCUACCCACUUUACUAUUUCUCUGGCCACACAUUGCCUAUUUAGAAAAAAUAAUAAACUUCAAAAGUAAUUCAUAGUUUUGAACCUAUCUUUUUAUUCUUUUUCCAAGCAAAGCCUGGUAACUUAUCUGAAAAUGAUUCUUCUUCCCAUGACCUAAAACACUGUGUAGAAAAAUCAUUCAACCGGCAUGAAGAAAUCCCCAUUGAAGAAAGGAUUGCUGCCAGCCCUUUUUCUUUUAGUAGACUGAGACUUACCUCUGUUUUCAAAACUGUAUUUCUUCACUAAUCCUAUUUUCUUAAUGUCUCCUCUUGCCAGUUGUUCACAUAUUCUUUAAUAUGUGAGCAACCUUUAUUAUUUACAUUAGAUCUUACCUUUCAGUGAUAACAUAUAUCCCUGAAAUUGUGCUUUUUAAAGCUUCUUUGCUUCUUUCAUUAAUAACUGUUUUAAAACUACAGCCUCUGCAUUGUUUUUUAAAAUAAAGCACUUUCUUUAAAAUAAGGGACCUUUUUAGAAGUCACACAUUUUCCUUCAAUCUGCAAAUAACAAUGAUAGCACUAAGAGGAAUAUGCGAAAACCCAAAUUUCUGAUCUAGGUUUUUAUCUCAAAUAAUAUUUUCUCAGUCAUAUUAUUCUAUUUUCAUAGUUUAACUAAAAGUAGCUUCAUCUUCCAAGUAAUUUGCUGUCCAAUAUGCUUGUGACUGACUUGUGUAUAAGCCUUCUUUUGUUUGACAUCUUCUAUGAAUUUCUGAUUUAGGUGUUAACCACACUUUACUCAGCUAAAUUACUAAACAGUUUUAAAUAUUUAGAAGGUUGUUUGACCAGUGUCUAGGAUUUACUACCUUUUCUGUUUUAUUGACCCUUCUCUUGAUUUAUAGCCUCACCAAUAUUCUUCUAUCAUAAAAUCUUUUCAUUGUUUUUCUUUUCUGUAGCAAGUUACUUAUGUCAUUCCCAGCAAAUUUUAUUUAGUUCUCUUGCUUUUGUCUUCCACUAUAUUUCAGUAUAUUUUUUUAAACAUUUGUAAGACAUUGGUAGUCAAAUAAAUUAUAUUCCUUCUCCAAUUUGAAGCACUGAGAAUAAAUGAAGAUUUGAGAUAAAAUUCAUUUUUUCUUAACAGAAAGAGGAAUUACAUUAAAUCCUAUUAUACUUUGUUUUCAGGCCAGUUAAUUAUUUUUCCAACUUUUUAAAAUGUUUAAUCAAAAAAUGCAAAACUUACAUGCUAAAUUUUUUAAAUGUCCAUUUCGUGAAGCAUGCUUAAAACAAAUAAUUAUCCAUUUUUUUAGUGUACUCUAGAAAAAGUAGAAGUAGAAAAUGUAGAUAAUUUUAAUAGAUUUUAAAUUGUAUAUCAGGUUUACUUUACCAUCUGUAACAUACAAGCAAGCAAAAUUACUGUGACUUAAAUUAUUUGCUAACUUUAUUCAUCUAAUGAUAAAUGUUUCAUUUUUUGAUAAAUGUGUCUUAAAGCUAAUAUUUAUUACCAAAUUAUGGAUGUAGAAAAACAUUUGCAUUCUUUUAAAUUAAAAACCAUUGAAUAAAAAAAUAUAAUUCUUUUUCUCUAAAGUAUUAAAACCUCUUAAGCAUCGUAAUAGAUUAUCAAAGUCUAAUGUUAAUUCUCUUCAUUAUUUUAAUUAUUAACAGUAUUAAAUCAUUGAAAGAACUUGAUUAAAAUUUUGUUUAGUCAAAAAUUAAUUAGAAUUUGGGGCUGGAGCAAUAGCACAGCGGGUAGGGCGUUUGCCUUGCAUGCGGCCAACCCGGGUUCGAUUCCCAGCAUCCCAUAUGGUCCCCUGAGCACCGCCAGGAGUAAUUCCUGAGUGCAGAGCCAGGAGUAACCCCUGUGCAUCGCCAGGUGUGACCCAAAAAGCAAAAAAAAAAAAAAAUUAAUUAGAAUUCCUAAAAUUUUAUAUUUCUUUUAAAAUAUAUAAUUGGGGGUAGCUUAUCACCAGAGUAAAAUGUUUUGGGAAAGCACAGGAAUGAAAUAAUACUAAUUGACUAUCUAUUAUAUAUUUAAUACUGGGCUGCCCACAACCUACCUUUUUAAUCCACUUUCCAAUCAUAUAAAGAUUAUAAUUAAUAUUUCCACUUUACAGAUGCAGAAACCAAAGGCAAGAGAAUCUAAUAUACCCAAAGUUCACAUCUAGUAAUAGACACAGCUGAGAUUUUAAACUAGCUUUGCCUCUCUUCAUAUCUCUUUCAUCUACACCACACUGCCUACACACUGUGUGAUAGGAUAUGUAAUGGACUAAUAUUCUGUAAGAAAUUUAGUCAUUAUAUUCCAGUACAAUUAUGGCUUGUAUUUAAGCCUAACCAGAUACCUUAAUGACCUUAGAAGUUAGGCAAACUUAAGAUGUGUAGACUUGUUCUAUGCUGAUUGUUGCUUAAGGAAUAAUUACUGACUCGAUAAAAUUUUAAUUUCACAUCCGCCAUAAAAACAUUUUACUUCUCUUAUUUUUGGAGUUCUUAUAUUGUAGGACAUAAAGGAAAUUUUAAGGGAAAGUAAAGGUAGCCUGUGGGAACUGAGCUGGGUGUUUUUUCUUUAAUUGAUUUAACACUAUAUUUGGAGGAAUUGAUUUAACAAGACUUUUCAUUUUAUUAAUCCAUCUUGAAAAUUUUUACUUUUAGGAACUUUAGAAAUAAUGUACUAUUAUAAAGUACUAAUUGAGCAGGAUGUAGGAAGAAUAACCAGGAGACUGUCCCUUUAUAAAGCAGUUAGUAUAGCUUCCUAAGUGUGUCCAUUUGGUUCUUAAUGUGAAAGUAAUUAGAGAAAAGUAUGAGCACACAAUUAAGUAUUCAGUGGGAAUUGUUACGGAAUUUGACAAAUAUUUUUAUGUUACGGAAUUUGGCAAAUAUUUUUUUUAACAUAAUGGGGCCUGAGUGGUAGUACUGGGGUAGGACACUUGCCUUAGGGCCUGAAUUAGAGCCAACCCAGCAUCCCAUAUGGUCCCCUGAACUCUGCCAGGAGUGACUUCUGAAUGCAGAGCCAGGAGUAACACUUGAGCAUCAUCAAGUGUGGCCCCCCUCCAAAAAGUAAAAAAAAAAAAACUCACAAGUUUGACUUCUAAAGCCAAAUAGAAUACCUGGUUAGGCAAAAAUUUAUUGAAAUUUUUAUUUUCUAUAAGCCUCAUUAGUCAAAGUAAUUUAAGAUGGUAAAAAUAUUUCAAUAAAUUUUGCUCUUUUCAUAUUUAUGAAAGUAAAUAUUUUAUUGGAAGUAGCUGCUAGAAUUUGAAAUUGCAUUGUAUUUCUAUGCAAUCUUUUAUAAAUUUAUGUUGAACUUAAUACCAUUUAUAUGCUGGAUAUUACAUAACUAUUUACAGAUUACCUUAUAUAUUAAUUUACCUUUAAGCUAUCUUCUUAAAGCUAGAAUCUGCACAAACAUGUUAGUUGAUUAUUUAGACUGGUUAUUCUAGAAAUCACUUACCACUCCCAUAUACUUGGUUUAAAAGGAGUCUUUUUCAGACUGGGAUGUUUCUAAGUACCCAUACAUUUGACUAUUAAUCUGCUUUUAGCAUAUAAAAUUGAAUUUUAACUUACACAGUUCUGAAUUAUGCAAACUUUGGCCAAAGUUACCUUGCAUGAUCCCUUCCUACAUAGACUUUUAUUAAAUAAAUACAGCAAAUGACUGUUUUAGCUAGUUACACUAAUGUUAUUAUCAAAAGAAGGCUUUUCUGUAGGUUCCCAGAUUAAAGAAUCCUAGGAAAUCUUACAGUGUUUUGGUGCACAGACAUAUUUUCAUCAGUCACCUUUUACUUUGUGUUGAACCUAUUCUGUCCCUUGAUUAUCUUACUCGCAGUCUUCUCUGUCAGGCAAGUUUUUAUCAUUUCUGCUUCCCUUAAUUUUCAUUUUAUAUUCUUUUCUCUUGUCCAAUUAGUAAAAAUAGAGAGCUGUUGGCCCUUCUCACCAACAUUUUUCCUCUUCAGUAUGCUUUGAGCUUUUUCUCUGUUAACAUCUAAGUCUCAGUUUCUUCAGUCAAAAUUGCUUUGGUUCACUUAGCAUUUUCUUCUCAGUACUAUUUUAAUUAUUUAUAUAUUUAAAUACCUAAUAUUAUGUUAUAUUCAAAUUCAUUAUGCCAGUUAAGUAAAUAGCUUAAUAGGAUAGAAUUAAGAACCAAGAUGUUAUUAGCAUUUAACAAUGGAUCAAAUCAUGAGAUCAUCAACAGAUUACUCACAUUUUGUAUCACCUAAAAGUUUCUAUCAAUUUGUAUUUUAUGAUUUUAUAUUAUCAUUAGUUAAAACUAAAAAGCCAUGCAUACAGAAUUGUGUAUCAUUUUGCCAUUAAAAUUUUAAUCUAUAAUGCAGCGAGCUUAACAUUAUGAUUGAGCUACACAUUUUUGUGCAUUUACUUACAUUAAAUAUUUUCUUCAACAGAAAACCCUUCAAUAAUCAGAUAUCUAUGGCCCUUUUUGCAAACCAUUUUUGAAAUACAGUUUUGCGAUGUAGGCUAGGCUGUAGCAAUUUUCAUUUAAAUUUUAAGUGACAGAUUCAAGUUAAGUGUUUGUGCAUAUAAAGGAAAUUUUAUGAUUUUAUCUCAUAACUGAUACACUUGAAAUAAAAUACUUCAGAAAAAAAUGUAUACUAUAUAUUAAAAUUAUUACCCAAAUUAGCCAUUCUUAAAAAUUCUAGUCAAUUAUUUCUGUGCUACUUGUAGUGUCACUGUUAAAUGUUAUAGCAUUUUUUAAAAAUUAAAAAUCCAGAUUAUUAAUCUUGAUAGGAGAAAAGGAAUCCUUAGAAAUAAAUCACAUAAUUAGGGUAUUCCAGUUUAUGAUUAAUUUUAAGCAAAUUACUGUAUUUUAAACUACAAUUUUUAAAAAAUGUUUUGAAAGGCAACAUGUGAUUUUUCCCAUUACAUGUAUAUUUAGACUUCAGAACCAUUUUUACGUUUUAGAUUCAUGCUAUAGACAUAAUAAUUACUUAAAAACUCAGGGCCCCUUUCAUCUUUUUUGCACACUGAACAUUGAAAAACUUCAAUUGUUAGCAAACAGUUAUGGUUAAAUAUGUAACAAAUGUGUUUUGUGGCACAUGGUUCAUUUAAUGUUUUACCUUAUGAUUUGGUUUAAUUUGCAUAGGCACAUCACAUUUCAUUAAUCAUAAAGUCUUGCCCAGUUCUGUAAUUGCUAAAUAGAGGGAAAAUGACUCAGCUAACAGGCUACAUGUUGCAGCAUAUUUAGGCCUUAGUGUUGGAAGCGUCACCUUCAAACCAUUUCUGUUUCUUAAUUAAAUGGUUAUACAUGAUGGGACAAAUCAUUUCAUUUUGUUUGUUUUUAAUAGGAGAUUUUAGUAAAGUAGUUCCUCUGAGAUAUAAUUUUCUUGAGGUAAUAAAACAUAACACUGUCUUCUAAAAGUGAGCUAAUAUAUGCUUUAGUAAAAGCUUUGAUGGUUCUGAGAAGGUAAACUAUGGCAACCUAUUUAUUGCAUUGUCAGAUCCAAAUAGAAUUUUUCUUUCAAACAGGUAAGUUCAAGCUCCAAAUUGGUAUGCAGUAUAUUUCAAAUACUAGGAGUGAAUUUAUUUGUAACCCAUCUCUUGUCUCAGGUUCUCUACCUUAUUACCAAUCAAUCCUCUUAAAUAAAAUAAACAAACAUUUUAAAAGACGCUUAACAGGAAAGAAAACUAAAUUGCUAAAAUUUGCAAUUAAAAAAUAGGUUCUGGUUUAAUAUUGAAUUGCUUGGCUUCUGUGGCUUUCCUUUUUCUGGUCACAUUUAUUUAUUUAAACAGUUUGUGUAUGUCUUGUUAUGUUUCCAUGGAUAUUAUAUUGUGUAAGUGUUUGUAUAAGCUGGAAUCAUUCUUAGUUUUCUGUUGAUAAUUUUUCAAAUAAAAGUAAGUGGAUAAUUGUAAAAUACACUAACUCUUAGGGUGUUGUAGUAGCUGAAACAUGAAGAUGUGUAGCUGCCAUGCUUUUUCUGAAUGGACAAGAGAAACAUAGCUACAGAGUAUUCUCUGAGGAUGCUUUUCUGGAAUAUGAGAAGCUGAAAAAUGUUGGCAGUUCCCUCAGAACCCUCUUUCUUGUUAACGGGUAUCUUUUGUUGGUGUGUUUUGCUCUUACACUACAGAUAGAUAUCAUAUAUGAAUUUAUGAAUAAUUACUUUCAGUUAUUUUGCUUUUGUAUAAGCUGUCUGAGACCUUGCUAUGCUGUACAAGUUGUGUUUGAUGGAUCAGUGUGAGUAUGAAAUAAAGCAAAUCACUUUUCUUUUGUAUUAUCUAUGGAUGCCACUAUGAAAGCUGACAUUAAGCCACUAAAGAGUUUUCUAUCAAUAAUUGUAAGUAAAUGCUUUGAUAUAUAUAAACCUAAAUAAAAAAAGAUUGUAUUGAUACAGAGACAUUGGAGAAGGAGAUUUUAAGACAGUUCUUUAGGUUUAAAAUGGCUUGCUGUAAAAUGGUGCAUUAUUCCAUUUAUUAAAGAUCAUAUUAAUGACAAAA